UGUCACAUCAAUUAAAACGGGGGACAGUUAGUAGUUCAUUAGAGAGAGCCAUAUUGCACCGUCGGGUAGCGCUGCCAACCCUUGCUAUCUGGGGCAGACUGGCAGAGGGUCCAGAUGGCACGGAAAUCCUCAAAGAUUUGAAAAUGUUCUCUGCAGGGGUGGCGUUUUCUCCCCGCUCCCACCCUUACCACUGAGUGGGGUGUGGGCCUUGCCUGGCUUGCCACCCACAGAAGCUCAAUUGGAAACUUGCAUGGAAAUAUAGUACAGAGAAAGUGUAGAGAGUAGGCUACCUAGCUGCUGCAAGCUCAUGAAGAUACAUGAGUUAUGAGUGGAUCAAAGAAGCACCAGGAAAGUUGUGGGUGUCACAAAUAUUUUCAUUUAAGUAUUCUAGUGGGUGAGAUUUGUUUAACUAUAUUUUUUUCCUACCUGCUUUUAAAAGUUUGAUUAGGAAUACAGCCUUCACAAGGAUGACACAUUGUAUAUUAACUGAAUACUAUAGUGCAUGUGUGAUUUUAGUAGUAUAGCUGUAUUAUUUGCUGUGGGGCAUUGGGGGAAGCAUGUCUGUCCAAAUACGGAGUAAAGAUAAAGUAGAUGCAGCCGUUUGCCUCUUUUGAUUGGCUGCCUCCUACACGUUGUGGGAGAAACCAGGAAGAGAAACAACUACACAUUGUUACAUGGAGCAGGGCAAUAACAUGAAGAGUCCGAGUCAGUGCAGACAGAGGACCAUCUCGUUGCAAAGUCCCCUGGGAAAGAUCCAAGUCAGCGGAUGUGAAAAUGGUGUGCACACCAUCCAGAUCCUAAUGGAUGUUCCACCUGCAGAAAGGAGUGGUGACACCUCCCUAAGCUGUGUGGUCACUGUUAGCAAUGGCCAAGAGGAAAUGGGCCCAGAGUUGCAGCACUGCGUGGAAUGGCUUCGGGCCUACUUCAGCGAGCCGUGGACCGUGGGGAGGCUCCCACUCCCAGUCUUUCAUCACCCCACCCUGCAUGGAGAUUCCUUCACCAGCCGGGUUCUGCAGACUCUUGUGCGGGACGUGAAGGUGGGAGAGACGGUGUCGUAUAAGCGGCUGGCUGAGAUGGCAGGAAACCCCAGGGCCGUGAGAGCUGUGGGAGGGGCCAUGAGGAGGAACCCGGUGCCUCUUCUCAUCCCCUGCCACCGCGUCAUCUCCAGCGGUGGUCAGAGUGGGAUGUACAUGGGCGGCAAAGGUAACCAUCUCAAACAAUGGCUGCUCACCCACGAGAAGGUCAAAGAGGAAGACUGAAGCACAAUGAUGUGAUAUAGAGUACUGUUUCAUAAGGAUUCAGAAAUCCACCCAAUUUUUACAGCCCUUUUCCUGAGUUGAGCUGUUCUGUGAGUCUUUGUGCGGCAAACCUGUCGCGACCCUCAGCGGAUAUGGAAAUGGGGUAAGGUUUUAUGGGCCAAAAGGAAUGGACAUAGUCAAGCUCAGGGGGCAUGAAUAUUGGAUGUUAUUUCUGGUCUCUUUUUAUGUAAUCCAUUGCCAAUACAUUAUUAAUAGAUGAUAUCAUAUCCAGAACUAGUGGACAAAGCACUACUGAGGGGUACUAUGAAGGGAGUUCUAUGUGUCAGAGUAUGGCAUAAAAAUGCAGUUGAAGUGAUAUUAUUUUAUCACUGUCGUCUCUCACUUUCUGACCUGGGUUUCUGUACUAUGACUGUUCUUGGUUGAGUGUGCUUUAUGGAAGAAAAUCCUGCAUAUGUGGGUCUGAAAUACUUUAGAUCAUUAAUAUAGUAUCGAAUGAUUUUUUUUACCAUUAGGAUACUUUGCUAUUCCACAGUGAAUAAAGUAGAUAUAUUUCUGCUGACCUAUCUUUAUCUAUUUUUUCAAGCAGACCAGAUUGCAGAUAGACAGACCAGUGGUCACCCAUGUGAACACAUGAUUUUAUGUAAAGUUAAUGUGAUAAAAUGACAACAUGUGAAGCAACGUGUAAAAACAACAUGGGGAUGCAACAUUUCAUUUCUCAGAAUAUUGUAUGAUGGUACACUGGAGGUUUGUGUCUAGUUGUGGUGAAAAUACGAUAAAUCUACAACCAGUUACUGUGUUUUAAUUAAGGUGUUAAUGUUAAAGGACAGUAUGCUGAUGUAUGUUGAUUAGUCGCGACUUAACCUCACUUAGGAUUUUAACUCACAAUCUUUUGGUUGUUAGCUACCUGAAGUUCCUCCUGCGCCACCAUGUCUGUACAUUUAUUGCCAAGAAUACGUUUCUGCACUUUGCCGAAAGCUACAGUAAAAAUAAAGUAAAUAUAUACAACAACUUCAAGGUAUUAUUUUUAUAAGAUGACAGUAUUUAAAUGUUCCCUUUAU
This is a messenger RNA of Oncorhynchus mykiss (rainbow trout), 2317 nucleotides long. RefSeq names its product O-6-methylguanine-DNA methyltransferase (gene mgmt). Lineage: Eukaryota; Metazoa; Chordata; Actinopteri; Salmoniformes; Salmonidae. The record is from RefSeq and is a predicted model, not a curated record. Gene Ontology annotation, cellular component: nucleoplasm. Gene Ontology annotation, molecular function: methylated-DNA-[protein]-cysteine S-methyltransferase activity. Gene Ontology annotation, biological process: DNA repair.